Caenorhabditis sp. 36 PRJEB53466 is the source of this 1118-nucleotide messenger RNA. Lineage: Eukaryota; Metazoa; Nematoda; Chromadorea; Rhabditida; Rhabditidae. The record is from the annotation of a GenBank genome assembly.
AUGACGGGACACAGCGUCGGAUGGUGGGGCUGGCUGGGAUGGAAUCGAUCAGAAAAGGCAGAAACAGUGAGUUCGCUGAGUAUCUCGUGGAUGAGAUCUUGAUACACAGACUAUUCCUGCCCAACACGAAUUGGAUACGGUAUCAGAACCCACAACAAGCCUAAUUGAAGUGUUUGUUGAAACAAAGCGAGCAGAAUUGACGGGAUGGCAAAGAGUUAAAGCAAUUUACGAGCAGGAGAAUUCGAUGGAAAUAGACGUGACCGUCAGAGUGAGAUCUAAAUAAGAAACUGUUAGGAAACACUUCGUAACUGUUUUAUUCAGGUCAUCCGAAUGUCGUUCCUCGGAGGGUUUCUGGUGGGUGGGGCGACUGGAUAUGCUCAAGCGCGACAUGCAUACGAAACUAACAAUGUCGGCAGGCUAUAUUUGAGUCCAAGUGAUGCUGUGGUAUGUAGUUACCGUGUUUUUAAAUUGUAACGUUGAAGAAAUAUCGUUCUAGAAGAGAAAAAUUGACUACGCAAUCAUACGAUUCGCUAAAGGAGGUUUUGGAACAGGCUUCAAAUGUGCUCUCAUAUCUGGAUCUAUUGUGUAAAUCAAUGCGUUCUUCCUCCUUAAUUCAAUUAAAUAUUUUCAGUUUCCUAGCUACUCAUGUUGCAGCUUACCGCGACAAAUUCUCUUCUUGGUAUUUUCCGGCAAUAUCAGGUGCGACGGCUUGUUUACUUCACACAGGUAUAGGAACCAAAAGAAGCAAAAGUUUCUAUUUGUAGCUCUAGUUGGUGGCGUAUUCACGUUCCCGCUGGGUCUGUUGGGAUCCAUGAAGGCAAUUGGACUGGGAGUGAGCUCCGGAUUAACAUUGUCUGCUGUCGUGCAUCUCUACGCAAUGGCCAUUGACAAACCGGUGAAUGAUGCUUAUAGGUUGUUUAAAAAAGACUAUGAAAAGGUUUUAUUUCCGUUUACACAAUUAUGUAGUUAUGUUUUCUAUUUAGGAGCUAACCUCUGCGGCAAAAUGGGACAUUCGAGUGAAUGAGCUGAUGGAAAAAGAAAAGAUCACAUGGCGUCAGACAGCAGUGAAAAGACUCAAGCAGGUCGAUCAGGAGAGAAUGACCAUUCAUGAUGAUUGA